Messenger RNA from Penicillium lagena, 1650 nucleotides. RefSeq names its product cytochrome P450. The record is from RefSeq and is a predicted model, not a curated record. NCBI's taxonomy places the organism in Eukaryota, Fungi, Ascomycota, Eurotiomycetes, Eurotiales, Aspergillaceae. The transcript has 3 exons. Gene Ontology annotation, molecular function: iron ion binding; oxidoreductase activity, acting on paired donors, with incorporation or reduction of molecular oxygen; monooxygenase activity. The coding region runs from base 1 to 1650 and encodes 549 amino acids.
AUGGCGCUUGGUGACACCCUUAUGGCCCUGGCAGCCUUCUCGGUUGCUGAGGGAUAUUUCCUGCAACGCGCUGCUUUCCCUGAUGAGACCUUUCGAACUGUCUGUCUCGGGGCUCUGGGCGUGAACAUCUUACUCCGCGCCAUCUGGGGCAUGAUCAUCUGGCCGUUCUUCUUCAACCCGCUGCGACAUCUACCACGGGUUCCGGGCUUAAUGAACCAUGCUGCCAUUAUCUUCGAUUCUCCGCGUGGCCGUCUGCCGCUGCAAUGGAUGAAGACUAUCCCCAAUGAUGGUCUUAUUCACAUGCGUGACACCAUCAGCCAGAGCUAUCUACUGCCAACCAACCACCAGGCCCUGCUGGACAUCAUGAGUACCAACACGUAUGACUUUGAGAAGCCGUGGCGUGCGCGCAACUUCCUGGCUCGUAUCCUCGGAUUUGGCCUAAUCCUAUCCGAGGGUGCAGCGCACAGGAAACAGCGCAAAGCACUCACUCCAGCGUUUAAUAUCAAAAACAUCCGCGCCAUGUACACACUGAUGUGGGACAAGACCAACCAGCUCCUAGUCGAAUUGGAGAAGGAGAUACAUGCCUGUCCGAUGGAGGGCACCAAUCCAGCCGAUGGCGUCGGCAAGAUCGAGAUGGGCGUUUGGGGUAGCCGCUUGACGCUGGAUAUCAUCGGCCCUGCGGCGAUGGGCCGUGAUUUCCGCUCGCUGCAGAACCCUGAUAACAAGGUGGCCGACAGCUUCCUGGCCAUCCUUGAGCCCACCAGGGAGAAGAUGGCUUUCUUGGCUAUGAACUUCACAUUGCCACAGUGGAUCGCUCAGCGCGUGCCUUGGCGCUUGAACGAUGUGGUUGCCAAUGAGACGGGCUUCCUGCGGGAUAUGUGCAAUGAUAUUGUGCGCGAGAAACGCGGUUCUCUCAAGGCUACCAAUGCAUCUGCCAAGGAUUUGGAAACCGAUAUUCUCGGCACAAUGAUGCUGGGCGGCGACUUCUCUGAUACUGAGCUGGUUGACCAGAUGCUGACCUUCUUGGCAGCAGGUCAUGAGACGACUGCAAGCGCCCUCACCUGGGCCUGUUACCUCCUGACACUCUACCCAGAGACACAGGAGAAGCUGCGUGCCGAAAUCCGGGCCAAUAUUCCGUCUGCGGACAGCCAAAUCACAUACAGUGAUCUGGAAUCGCUGCCCUUGCUAAAUGGCGUAUGCCAGGAAGUCCUUCGUCUAUAUCCCACGGUUCCAGCAACGCUCCGCGAAUCUAUACGCGACACAACAGUGGCAGGCAAGCACGUACCACGAGGAACACGAGUCGUGCUCUGUCCCUAUGCAAUCAACCGUUGCCCGGAAUUCUGGGGCACCAACGGCGAAGAUUUCGUGCCAGAGCGAUGGAUUGACACCGACAAGACCGGCGCGCUCGUCGUCAACCAUACAGGCGGCGCAUCCACCAAUUUCGCGCAGAUUACGUUUCUGCAUGGCCAGCGCUCCUGUAUCGGCAAGGAUUUUGCGCGCGCCGAACUGCGCUGCGCUGUGGCGGGUGUCGUUGGUCGGUUUGCGUUUGAGAUGCAGGAUCCGAAGCAGGAGAUUCAUAUUGCAGGCGCUGUUACUACUAAGCCUGUUGAGGGGAUGCAUUUGCGGAUGCGGAGGGUGGAAGGGUGGUAG